CAAAUCUUACAUGAGGAAAAAGCCGGUUGAGUUCCGACUUCCCGACGGUCACAGUCCCACCUCGUCGGUUACCGUUUAUUAACAAAAUGUAUUACAAAUUUAGUGGAUUUACACAAAGACUGACGGGAGUCGUGUCAUCCUCCGCCUACAGUCCGCAGGGGGUGAGGUCAAACAUACCGUCUGAAUCCCCUAGCAUCAUCUUUGCCACCCCAACUAAACUGGUGUCUGAGUCAAAUGCUGCAGUGGAGUAUAUGGGUGCCAACAAGGUUCCAGAUCUCCAGAGGAUAUUUCAGGUAUGUACAUGUGCUGGUCAUAUAAUUAGAAUAUCAUCAAAAAGUUGA
This is a messenger RNA of Carassius auratus (goldfish), 341 nucleotides long. Its product is annotated as cytochrome c oxidase subunit 7A-related protein, mitochondrial-like. The transcript has 2 exons. The coding region runs from base 87 to 341 and encodes 84 amino acids. NCBI's taxonomy places the organism in Eukaryota, Metazoa, Chordata, Actinopteri, Cypriniformes, Cyprinidae. The record is from RefSeq and is a predicted model, not a curated record. Gene Ontology annotation, biological process: regulation of oxidative phosphorylation; mitochondrial respirasome assembly; mitochondrial electron transport, cytochrome c to oxygen. Gene Ontology annotation, cellular component: respiratory chain complex.